GGCAUUGCUCUCAUACAUCUCAUGUUUAUCACCGAUUAGACUAUGAUCAAUCGAUGGUCAAUCAGCCGAGAAACAAAUCAAAGGCACAUGGUCGCGGAGAUGGGAGCGCCACGCGAGCCAUGUCUUCCUUCAGGGAGCUCACUCACCACCACCACCGCACAGGUCGUCAGCGAAAGUCUUACCUUGAACUGCCUUGCUCACCUAAGAGAAAUGAGGACUGUGGCCAGCUCAUUGAUCCGCAUCAAGCAGCGCUACAAAAUGCAUCAAUUCCUCGCUGUUUCUGUUCUAUCAGCAACAACAAUCCAGAAUGACGCAAGCGCCCAAAGUGCUCCUCUUGUUGACGUCUUUCGUUCUACUCGCUACAAAGGCUCGAGCAGAGUCAGAGACGGAUGACUCUUCCUGCGCACCUGGAGCAGCAGGCGUGUAUGACCUACCCCUCCACAUCGCAAGCAUUUUCGUCCUUCUUGUCGCUUCGGGCCUGGGUGUCUUUUUGCCCGUGGUUUUGGGAGAGAAGGGAAGUAAUGGUGGAUGGUUUGGGGGCGUGUUUUUUGCCUUGAAGUAUUUCGGGACUGGUAUAAUUGUCAGCUUGGGAUUCUGCCAUCUCUUGCAAGAUUCUUUUGAGACCUUCGCCAAUGAGUGUAUAGGAGAGCUCGCGUACGAGCCGACAGCGCCUGCGAUAGCGAUGGGCUCAAUGCUCGUCAUUUGGUUGAUCGAUUUCUUCUGUUCACGAUGGAUUGAAAAGAAACACGAAGGCAAUCCCAAAGACAUAUGCGAACUCGCAAAGCCACCUUCGCCGGACGGCGGCAAAUCCCCUUUCAUCGACUUGUGCUGCGAUUCGGGCUGCAAACCAGUGGUACACUUCGACGGAUCAAAAAAGAGGGCACACUGGGAUGUUCAACUCCUUGAAGGAGGGAUUGUAUUUCAUUCUGUCAUGAUUGGUGUCUCUCUGGGUGCACAGGCGAAUGGCUUUGCUGCUACUUUCGCAGCUCUCGUCUUCCAUCAACUCUUCGAAGGACUGGGCCUCGGUGCUCGUAUAGGGAUGCUUGUGUGGCCAGCUACAGUCGCUUCAACAUGGAAAAAGUACCUUAUGUGUAUGGUCUACACCCUUAUUACCCCCAUUGGCAUUGCUAUCGGCAUCGGUGUUCACCAGUCAUUCAACGAGAAUGGCCGUUCGGAACUGCUCGCUAUUGGCACCUUGAACGCCAUCUCGGCAGGCAUCUUGCUGUAUAGCGCACUUUGUCAGCUGCUCUACAAAGAGUGGGUCGUGGGGGACAUGAGACAGGCUGAGAGCUGGAGGGUCGGGGUGGCCUUGGGAGCGAUGAUGUUGGGGGUGUUUGCUAUGAGUCUGAUAGGGAAGUGGACAUGAGUCCAGCUCUAGAACACUCUUGAUCGUGUUUGCACAUACCUUGAGAUAGCAGGGGCCAUUUGUCGGGCAUUGCCGAACCAAACAAUUGCGGGAUGC
Cryptococcus amylolentus CBS 6039 is the source of this 1462-nucleotide messenger RNA. RefSeq lists its product as hypothetical. Gene Ontology annotation, biological process: zinc ion transmembrane transport. The record is from RefSeq and is a predicted model, not a curated record. Gene Ontology annotation, molecular function: zinc ion transmembrane transporter activity. Gene Ontology annotation, cellular component: plasma membrane. The transcript has 7 exons. NCBI's taxonomy places the organism in Eukaryota, Fungi, Basidiomycota, Tremellomycetes, Tremellales, Cryptococcaceae. Bases 308 to 1366 code for a protein of 352 amino acids.